Molecule: messenger RNA, 2190 nt
Organism: Drosophila eugracilis
Lineage: Eukaryota; Metazoa; Arthropoda; Insecta; Diptera; Drosophilidae
Product: cysteine and histidine-rich protein 1 homolog
Exons: 8
Coding region: 285-1511 (408 amino acids)
Cellular component (GO): nucleus
Molecular function (GO): zinc ion binding
Source: RefSeq, a predicted model, not a curated record
UAUACUUUUCAAAGAAACAACAAAUUUUGUGACGAGUGGACGUUUUAGCGGACGAAAAGUGUGAAAACAGAACAGCACAUUGAAGAACAGAACAGAAAGAGACGGACUACGGGGAAAGGUGGCAAGGCAAAGAAAGUGCCAUAUGAACUGAGUGUGCGAGCGGGAGAGAGCAAAUUGAGUACUGCCUGUUUUCAUUUGUAGUUGUAACUCAGUGUGCGUGUGGGUGCUUGCGUACGAAGUGGCAAGCAAAAAAAACAAACAUAAUUCCAAGGAAAUUUCCAAUCAUGUCGGUGGAAUCCUCCAGUUCGGCGGUUCAGCAGCCGCCGUCAUCCUCGACUUUACCGCUCUUGGGGGACAACCAGGUGGUGGCUACUACCAGUUCCGCGUCCUCAGCGUCUUCCUCCUCGUCAUCAUCUUCGGUGGGCGGUGGUAAUGUUGUGGGCGUUCCGCUAGACACACAGAGUAGCGGUGAACCGCCGGCUAAGAAACAAUUGUUGGACGGAGGAGGAGUUGGUGCCACCAGCAGCAGCACCUCUUCCCUCUCUAGUGCUGCAGCCGCAUCGGGAAUGCAUGAAAAGCUGGCCCACCGCAUAACCAAUGCCCUGUGCUGCGCUGUCUGCCUGGACUUACCCAAGACGGCCAUGUACCAGUGUCAGAUGGGACACCUGAUGUGCGCCGCUUGUUUUACCCAUCUUCUGGCGGAUGGACGCCUUCGCGAUCAAAUUGCCACUUGCCCCAAUUGCCGCGUGGAAAUUUCAAAGAGCACCGCUUCACGUAACUUGGCCGUAGAGAAGGCCGCUUCAGAAUUGCCCAGCGAGUGUCAGUUUUGCAACAAGGAGUUCCCUUACAAAUCACUCGAACGCCAUGAACAACACGAGUGCCAGGAGCGCCCCACUAAAUGCAAGUAUCAUCGCAUUGGUUGCCAGUGGCGGGGACCCUAUCAUGAGACUAACGAGCAUGAGCGCAACUGCUUGCACCCCCAGAAGUCUGGCUACGAGGUAAUGGCUGCCCUGGAGGCCCACGAUGACAGAAUCAAGGAGGAGAAGAAGAUGUUCAACACAUUGAUUGACUUGCUUAGCUAUGAAAAGAUCAUAUUCAAUGAUCUUCAAAUGAAACCCUAUCGGACGGACGAAUACGUUCACAAGCUUUUCUACGAGACGGCCCGCUUCUCGGCCUUCAAUCAGCAGUGGGUGGUCAAGGCGCGCAUCAACAACAGCCAGCGCGAUCCGCAUCAGUCGAACGAGCGGACCAUCACCUAUCAACUGAUUCUGAAAACAAAAACCAGCACGCCGAUGAGCAUACAUUUCUUUGCGCUCAAGGGUCCGUUCUCUGAUAUGAAAGUUUCCACCCAGAUAUACAAACACGAAUUCACUGAGACGAGUACCGAGAGUGAGUAUUAUGUAUUGCCAUUGCCAGACGGCAUAGGUGGCAGCGGCUCAAGUGAAUGUAACCGUAUGCUAGCCAACAAAGGCAUUAACUUCCGCCUGCUCAUGUUUCUGCUGAACAAGUAAACAAGUUCACUUAGCAGUCGAUGAAGAUUUUCAAAUUAGCUUAAGUUUGUUGUUUCAAACUCUUGAAUGUGCAAAACCUAGACAUAGUUGACUUAUAUUUUCUAUAACUGUAUAUGUAAAACUUUAAAGCGGAAACCACGAGCCUAGACUAACAGAUACCCGUUCCCCGAAGCCCGGACCCGUUAACACAAACGUCUUAUAUAUUUCAAUCAUGUUCAAGAACACGCAGACGUAACGCGGUAGGUUGUAACCUAAGUUUAGUGUAGUUUCGCCUACAUUUUGUACAUGAGAUGACGCCAUUUUAUGGAGAAGUUUUUCAAUAUCUAUGUUAAUUUUGCUGUUAGUGCUGGUGGCGAUAUGGAAUCGAUUGAUGGACAAGACGGCAGAUGUGUUUGACAAAUGUUAAAAUGAUCUCACAGGAAGGAGCCAGCCCACACUAACCCAAUAAUACCGAUAAUAACCAUUAAAUAGCUAUAGAUUAACUGUCCGGACACAAGGACCUUGAGUCCAUGGCUCCGUUUUCACUGUAAGAAGAACAACACCAAGUUGAAUUUUGAACUCUAAGCAGGCGCAUAAACACAUAAAACGCUCUAUGAUAUAAUGUAUGUAGCUCUAGAAUUCUAUGAUCACAUAGCCCGGGCCGUAGCAAAAACACCCAAUAAACUCAAGUCCUCACGUU